This is a messenger RNA of Candidula unifasciata, 1179 nucleotides long. Lineage: Eukaryota; Metazoa; Mollusca; Gastropoda; Stylommatophora; Geomitridae. The record is from the annotation of a GenBank genome assembly.
AGAAGCGGUUUUGCUGGCAAAGGAAUUGGAUUUUCAUCUGGCGCUCUUUGGAAGGAGCAGCGAACAGUCGCAAUAUCUAUUCUGAGAAAGUUUGGAAUGGGUAAGAACUUUCUGGCAGAGAAGAUCCAGGAAGAGGUGGACGCCUACCUGAAAUGCCUGGCGCAGAGAAAAGGAAAGCCUACCAACAUUCGAACAAUAACAAAUGUAAGCGUAUCUAACAUCAUCUGUGCCAUAAUUCUUGGUCGUAGGUUCGAGCAUGACGAUAAAGCAUUUGUCAGUUUAAUGGACCAUCUGAAUGACAUCGUGUUGUACCAACAAAACGUGGGUGUACUCAACUUUAUCCCCUGGCUAAUGUACCUACCCGGGGACCUAUUUAAAGCCAAAGCAGUUAUUCGCAGUACUAACUCGAUCAUCAAUUUGCUUACCAAAUUUAUAAACUCCAAAAGAAGGGAUGAUAUUGAUUCUGACAAUGUUGAUAAUUAUAUAGAAGCGUAUCUGGUUGAGAGAAACAAAAAAGUGAACGCUGGCGUGUCGACAUACUUGGACGACGCCAAUUUGAUAAAAUCUAUCAAUGAUCUAUUUGGAGCCGGAACCGAGACCAUGAGUACAACCAUCUGUUGGUUUGUUCUCUACAUGUUGAAUUUUCCAGAUGUACAAGAGAAAAUUUACCAAGAGAUCAAGGAACAAAUAGGUUUGAACCGUCAACCCAACAUACAAGACAGACCUGUAUUGCCUUACCUAAAUGCCGCCAUUAUGGAAACCUCGCGACUGGCCAGUAUUGUCCCACUUUCACUGAUGCACACUUGUUCAGAGGAGGUGACACUUAGAGGCUACACCAUUCCCAAGGGAACAUUCAUUGUUCCUAAUCUGGACUCAGUUUUACUGGACAAAACCAUCUGGGGUGAGGAUGUCUUGACGUUCAGACCUGAGCGGUUCCUGGACGCCAACGGUAAAGUGAAAGAUCGAGAAGAGCUCAUCCCUUUUGGCAUUGGACGUCGUGCUUGCCUCGGUGAGGCGCUGGCUCAAAUGGAACUGUUUUUGUUCCUUUCAAACAUGUGCCAGCGGUUUCAGUUUCUGCCACAGGCCAAGGUCCCCCCGAAGUAUACAGAUUAUGUUUUCGGAUUCACGUCUUCACCACAUCCCUAUGAAGUGAGGAUUGUAGAAAGACAUACUGCCUAA